This is a messenger RNA of Scatophagus argus, 2956 nucleotides long. It is a transcript of the gene nfe2l2a, whose product is annotated as nfe2 like bZIP transcription factor 2a. The coding region runs from base 407 to 2203 and encodes 598 amino acids. Lineage: Eukaryota; Metazoa; Chordata; Actinopteri; Scatophagidae. Gene Ontology annotation, biological process: cellular response to oxidative stress; regulation of transcription by RNA polymerase II. Gene Ontology annotation, cellular component: nucleus. Gene Ontology annotation, molecular function: RNA polymerase II cis-regulatory region sequence-specific DNA binding; DNA-binding transcription factor activity, RNA polymerase II-specific. The transcript is spliced from 5 exons. The record is from RefSeq and is a predicted model, not a curated record.
UUUCACCCUGAACUGUGUGGUACACUAAAAGCUAAGACUCUCCUGAGUACUUUCUGGUAACUGCCCCCUCCUCCUCCACCACCACCAAGCAUGUGAUACCGUAUCUGAUAGAGACAAGCUGGUCACAGUUGGACUUGGUGUAGAGGUUGUACUGUCUUAGCAGUAUAUGUUUCAGUGUAUUUUGGCAUCUAGAAGAAGCUCAGUCUAGUCUUGUUCAUACACACUGAACUUGGAAUACUUCUUGUAUGGCCUUACUUGUGGCCUUAUCUUGUGCGGUGUAGUAGUGUUUGGAUAAACCUGCCAUAAGUCAGGGUCAAUGGAAGUACACGAGUGACUGAUGAGGGCCUAAAGGGCUGUUUUGGAGGAACGUGUGUGGCUGGUGUUUCAUCAUCCUUGUUCAAGGGACAUGAACCUGAUCGACAUUCUGUGGAAGCAGGACAUUGAUCUCGGCGCUAGGCGCGAGGUGUUUGACCACAACUACCGCCAGAAAGAACAUGAGCUGCAAAGGCAGCUGGAGCUCCAAGAACAGAAGAAGCUGCAUUUGCUCCGGGAACAGGAGAAGGCCCUGCUGGCACAGCUACAGCUCGAUGAAGAAACAGGAGAGUACAUACCCCGCCCACCAUCCAGUGCCCCACUGCAGUCAGCCGUCACACCUCUUGAGGUUACACAGAAUGUCAGCUUCACAGAAGAGAGUGGUGAUGCCAUGUCAUUUGAUGAAUGUUUGCAGCUACUGGCAGAGACAUUUCCUGUAGAGGAAACUGAGGACACCCCCGUUUGCCUGGACACAACUGCUGUUGUACCCAUGAUGUCCCCAGAGCAGCCAUCUCUGUUGUCAGCCACCCUCUCUCCAGAUCCACUGUCAUCACCACCGCCACAGAGGAUGUCCCUAGAUUUGGAGCAGGCCUGGAUGGAGCUUUUGUCCCUCCCUGAACUGCAGAACUGCUUGAACAUGCAAAUGGAGGACACGCUGGAGACCACAACAUAUCCUCUUCCAAGCAGCCCCAAAAUCCAGAAUCCAAACUACACUUUUUACCCCAUGAACAACCUCACAGAGGGGGAGACAAACAAUGUAAAUGUUUGUCCUGCAGAGUUUAUAAAUAGAUUUGAUGGCUCCGUUCCCAGCAUGGCACCAUCAGCCAGUCCCAGCCAGAUGGAGGCGAAAGUUCCUCAAUUAAAUACUGACUUCAUUGCAGAACGUUUCUGUGAUAUAUUUUACCCCAACCCCGUUCUGGAAGACAACACUGGUCAACAUGGCCUUGAAGGAAAUGAAAGUGACACCAUGUCUGAUAUCCCAAACAACCCUCCCUUCACACCAAUGGACCUUUACAGCCUCUCACCUGGAGAUGAAUUUGACGGAGGCAAACACAGUCUGACAGCAGAAAUGCCAGACUCAGAUUCAGGAAUCUCUUCAAACACAAGUCCAAAUGCUUGUUCACCUGCCAAGUCCGUAUACGGUAAUGGGUCCUUUCAUUACAGUGAUUCAGACAUGGAGGAGAUGGACCAUAACCCUGGAAGUACAGAAUCUGAGUACUCAGAUAUGUUCCCAAUAAAUCUCCAACUUGAUGACCUUCUGCCAGCGGAUUCUCUAUCUACCCUAACAGGGCAGCCCCAAGAUCGGCAGGAAAAGAAACCCAAACAACACAAGACAGACCCAGCAGAGGAGAGUGGCCACAACAACGUUCCCUUCACCAAAGACAAGCAUAAGAGGCGCUCAGACGUGCGUCUCUCCAGAGACGAGCAGAGGGCUAAGGCCCUCAAAAUCCCCUUCACCGUAGACAUGAUUAUCAAUCUUCCUGUCGAUGAUUUCAAUGAGCUGAUGACAAAGCACCGACUGAAUGAGGCCCAGCUGGCCCUGGUCCGAGACAUACGCCGCCGCGGCAAAAACAAAGUAGCUGCCCAGAACUGCCGUAAACGGAAGAUGGACAACAUAGUGGGUCUGGAGGGCGAGCUGGACUCACUGAAGCAGGAAAGGGAUCAUCUACUGAGUGAGAAGAGCCAGAACACCACAAACCUGAGGGAAAUGAAGCAGCAACUCAACAGCUUGUACCUGGAGGUCUUCAGCAUGUUAAGAGACGAGAAGGGUAACUCCUACUCCCCAUCCGACUACUCCCUUCAGCAGUCAACUAACGGCAGCAUCUUCCUCGUUCCCCGCAUUAAAAAGACUUUGACCAAGAGAAAAGACAAUAAUUUGCCUUCUGCAUAAUAUAUAUUAUCAUAGUAAUACUAUGCAAUAACUUUUUAGCCACUCAGCUUUGAAGCAUUAGUAGCUAAGCAAAACUAUUGUAUAGUUUUUGCGCUCUUCUCUUGAAUGUUGUAAUAUUUUUGAUAUUUUAAUUCUUUUGUACCCUCAGAUUCUUUAACCAACAUUGUAAAUAUAAACGUUAUCUGCUUUUGAGAUUGUUAAAACAUGUUACUAUAUGUGUGUGUGUGUGUAUAUACGUAUAUAUAUAUAUAUAUAUAUUGUAAAUAUAUUUCUGUAUGCUAAUGGUUGUUUCAAUCAUUGUUACUCAUAUUUUAUAACUGUCCCUCUAUGAUUUGCUGCCCAGAUUCUUUUAUAAAAUCUUCUGUGCUUUUCAAUAAACUAUUCAUACAGCUUAACGGCCUCUUAUUUUCUGAGAAAAGAACAUUGUGUGGUGCUCUAAGGCCACAGCCCGCUACAGAUCGGUGCCAGAUGGAUGUAUAGUCUAAGGAAUGAUUACGUAACAUACCACAUGUUCAAGCCAGUUCUUGACUUGAAGACUCUCCCAAAGGGCUUACAAAGCAGCACGAAAGGAAUACUGUACUGAAACAAAAGCAUGAUUAGGUUAAACCACUUUCGCAAUCUGCUUGCCGUCUAUUGGAGCAAGCUUGUUUGUACAGUAACCUAAAUCUUUUAAUACUCUGCAACUCCUGUUGCAAAAGAAAUAAAAAAAAACGCCCACUGCAUUCAUUAUGUUACACAACAAAGAGUACAAUU